ACCCUCUCUACCUCUCUACGGAAUAUGUGCAGAGAAACUGUUUGACUGUUUUGGUUUGAUGAUGUCCGUUGCCGACCGUAUAAGGCGCAUCAAAAGAUCUGCGCGUUCAAUCAUCUGUGCUCCGAGAUUUUAUUUGUCGUGAUCGAGCUGCGGCCAGGAUCAUAAAUGUCUGGCAGGCCAAAUUUCGACAGCAACCUGAGAGUUUUGAUAUACAGAAAUGGAGCGACAAGAGACGGCAAGAUUUUCCCGGUACCAGAGUCGCUGGAGAAGCUUCUGCAAGCUGUCAGUGCCAAGUUCGGCAUGCAGGCGAAGCGACUGUUCACCGAUAAAGGCGGAGAAAUCGACGACGUCACACUGAUCAGGGAUGAAGACGUCCUGUAUGCGUCGUGCGGUGAAGGCUUCCUGGGGAUGCUGGCUGAUGCUGCUCCUGCACCGCCAUUGGCCCCCGGAAAUCCAGACUGGGUGUUGUUGAACGUCGGCGGAAAACACUUUGCGACCACAAGGAGCACACUGGUGUCGAAGGAGCCCCGGUCGAUGCUGGGCCGCCUGUUUGGCAACGGCACGUCCCCGGCGUGGGGCAGUGCCCGGGACUCGCGCGGGGCCUACCUGGUGGACCGGAGCCCGCGCCACUUCGAGCCUCUCCUCAACUACCUGCGCCACGGGCAGCUGGUGCUUGACGGAGGUCUCUCCCCACAGGGGGUCCUCGAAGAGGCCAAGUUCUUCGGCAUUGAGUCUCUGGUGCCGGUCCUCGAGCAGAUCAUCCAGGGCGAACGAGGGCCGAGGGAUUACUCCCCACUGACACGACGCGACGUCGUCGACGCUCUGACCACCACCUCCCAUCUGUCGGAGCUGCGUUUUCAGGGAGUCAAUCUGUCAGGGGCUGACCUUUCACGAUUGGACCUGCGCCACAUCAACUUCAAGUGGGCCAAUCUCCAGGGAGCGAGGCUGUCGGGUGCCAACCUCAGCUACUGCUGCCUCGAGCGAGCCGAUCUCUCUCUCGCCAACUUGGAAGGUGCCCAGCUGGUUGGUGCCAAGAUGCUGUGUGCGAACAUAGAAGGCGCAAUCCUACGCUCCUGCAACAUGGAAGACCCUGCCGGGAACAGCGCCAAUCUGGAAGGGGUGAACCUGAAGAAUGCCAACCUGGAAGGUAGUCAGAUGGCUGGAGUUAACCUGAGGGUGGCAACCCUGAAGAACGCCAACCUGCAGAACUGCCACCUGCGACAGGCCAUCCUAGCCGGGGCUGACCUCGAGAACUGCGACCUCUCCGGCAGCGAUCUCCACGAGGCCAACUUGAGGGGAGCCAACCUGAAGGAUGCCACCAUGGAGCUGAUGCUCACUCCCCUACACAUGGCACAGGCCAUACGAUGAUGAAUCAGCAGUUUUUGUUAAUCAAGGUGCCGCCGCCGAAACUCGCCACGUCCUGAAAAAAGAGAUGACGCAAUCCUCCCGGGGAAGAAACACGACACUGAAGUCAUUUCCACAGUGGCCCACGCCUGGAGACAUCCUUUUUGUUUGUCUUGCCAUUGUGUGUGAGUGUUACGUUUGAUGAAGCACAUUGUACCCGGUGCAGAGUUGUCGUGCGGCGCGCUGCGGAGAGCUUUGAGCAGCCUCGGACAUUAAGUUGCCGUCGUUCCAAGCUCCAGGGUCAGACGGAGCAAGCUGCUUCGACGUUUAAGUUUCCAAGCUGGGUUAAGCGUGCAAUCUUUUGUUGUAACGCUUUGCAAACAAGUGUGCACCGCACGAGCGUGAGCUGGAGGCAUGCCGAACAAUCAACUUCAGGUCAGUUGUGUCAUAUCGAUCAUUGUCACAAGUGACCCGUUACCCAAUGCGACUGCUCACGUCAAGUAGAGCCUCGUUUACAAAUUAGAGAUUCGUAUGCACCGUAUCAAAUCACCUUGUGAAUCCCGGUGUUUAUUUCCCUGUGUAGGGUAUGCUGCAAAGGGGCUGUACGCACUAUUCGAUUGGAAGUCUUUAGUGCAUUUGCUUCAACAUUUAUUUAUAUAAGCGAAUUUGUGUAGUUAAGAAUAUACUAGCUUAGGACGGCUGUACCAUGGAAUGGAAAUGUCCAGUGGUGAUAGAACCGGUUUACGUAUCCUACUAACAAGGUGUUUUAACCGACUCAGUAGGGAGUGUGGUCUGACCCACUUGGCUUAGUGUAGUUUUUUGAGUGCUCCCAAACUUGGUCUUGACAUAAUUGAUGAAAAUAUGUUGGCUGUUUGCCUCACACAUCUGAUACUGUUUGUUUUUGGAACCAUUAAAAACCUGUUAAUUUAAAACA
Ixodes scapularis (black-legged tick) is the source of this 2278-nucleotide messenger RNA. Its product is annotated as BTB/POZ domain-containing protein KCTD9. Gene Ontology annotation, biological process: intracellular signal transduction; protein homooligomerization. Gene Ontology annotation, molecular function: protein binding. The record is from RefSeq and is a predicted model, not a curated record. Lineage: Eukaryota; Metazoa; Arthropoda; Arachnida; Ixodida; Ixodidae. The transcript has 11 exons. The coding region runs from base 166 to 1368 and encodes 400 amino acids.